This is a messenger RNA of Aspergillus chevalieri, 1818 nucleotides long. RefSeq names its product peroxisomal catalase A. The transcript has 9 exons. Gene Ontology annotation, cellular component: mitochondrion; peroxisome; cytoplasm. The record is from RefSeq and is a predicted model, not a curated record. Gene Ontology annotation, molecular function: catalase activity; heme binding. Gene Ontology annotation, biological process: hydrogen peroxide catabolic process; response to hydrogen peroxide. The coding region runs from base 1 to 1818 and encodes 605 amino acids. Lineage: Eukaryota; Fungi; Ascomycota; Eurotiomycetes; Eurotiales; Aspergillaceae.
AUGGCAACAGUCAAGCCUGACGCGCAUCCAGACGCUCAGCCGACGUCUGACUACCACAAUUCGGCAUUCACGCUGCCAAACGGAUGCCCUAUCGAUAACCCGUUCAAUUCCGAGAAGGUCCGGCAGUAUAAUGGAAAAUCCGUCAAGAUAUCCCAGCUCCUGCAGGAGGUAUUCCUCCUUGAUCAACUCUCCCAUUUUGCCCAUGAGCGUAUUCCCGAGAGACUUGGUCAUGCCAAAGGAACCGGUGCCUAUGGGACUUUCGAAGUGACCAGUGAUGAAAUCAAAAAUUACACUUGCGCCGACUUCCUCCAGAAGAAGGCCAACCCAGAGGACAACAAAACACCGUUUUUCCUGCGUCUUUCCACUACUUCUGGAUUUCGAGGCUCGGCGGACACUGUUCGGGAUACCAGAGGGUUUGCUUUCAAGUUAUACACUAACGAAGGCAAUCUAGACUGGGUCUUCUUUUGGCCGGAAAUCUUUUCGAUCUGGGACACUGGAAAAAUUAUUUCGAGCAACCAUGUAACCAAGAAGUGUCCUGCUAGCGGACUGUCAGACUCCAACAUGUACUUCCAUUUCAUCAACAAUAACUUGGAGGCGUACAAUCAAUUCAUGAGAACCCACAGUGAUUAUGGAACGCCUAGGCAAUAUUCAGAUAUGGUUAUUACAGGUAUCAACACGUACACGUUUGUCAAAGAUGACGACAAUUACUCCUAUGUGCGAAUUACAAUGUUGCCCGAGGCACCGUCUACUCCAUUUACUCUGGCCGAGGCCACCAAGAAAGCCGGAGAAGACCCCGACUUCCACAACCGCAGCCUGUUCAAUUUGAUAGCCGAAACCAACAAAAAAGAAGCCGCUCUUCAGCAAGGAUUGAAAAGAGUGGAUGACAAACUGAGCAGCGCAUCCUCAGCGCAAAAAGCGGAACUGGAGCAAGAGAAAACAAAACUGAAGCAGCAAAUCGAGAAGCUGCCUUAUCCGCGCUGGACGGCGUACGCCCAAAUCAUAAAGCCGGAAGAAGUCGAAAAUGCUUCCCUUAACAUUUUCGACGCCAGCAAAACCCUUCCAAAGGACCUGGGUAGAACAAUUGAGUUCGGCAAGCUCAUCCUCAACCGCAACCCUCGAAACCAGUUCACCGAAACCGAGCAGGCCGCCUUUUCUAUCGCAAAUGUUGUACCGGGAUGGGAUAUCUCCCCUGACCCAAUUCUCCAAGCUCGCCUGUUCACGUACCCCGAGGCCAACCACUACCGACUUGGUAUUAACUGCGACCAAAUCCCCGUGAAUCGCCCUAAGCGAGUCUGGGACCCGACCAGACGCGACGGACCGAACGCCCUUUUCAACUACGAAGACCACCCCACCUACAUUGCGGAGUUCAACAAAACCCAGGCCCUCCCCGGCACCAACACCAACAAGAGCUACGUCGGCACCAAGCGCUGGUUUGCCAACAAGCCCAUUGAGGUGGUGAGGGACGUGAACGAGUGGGAUUCUCCCGCGGGACAACUCAAGCAGCCGUGGGAAUUCUACAGCAUCGAGCUGAACGGUGCCCCGCCGGCUGAGGACCAAGACCCGGUGUAUAGGCAGAAGGCGACGGAGCAUGGAAUCGCGUACAAGCAGUGGGCGUUUGUGCAUAAUGUUGCGAAGCGUCUUUCUGCCUGCACGGAGGACAAUCGUCGUCAGACAUAUGAAACUUUUAAGACAAUGGACACCGAAAACUGGCAAGAUGGCAAACCGACCUCAAAGAACUUGGGUGUGUUGAUUGAGAACGAGACCAAAGGAAUUAUCAAGGAGAGUCAGGCCGAGAAGGAAUUGGAAUUGCGGAAUUGA